UUGCGUGACUUUCUCUAGUGUGCAAGAUGCCAUUUCGCUGGAUGCACUCGAUGUCACACGUUCUUGCCGACUUACUGCCAUAUCUCAGGACCAGCCGGUGGCGACUGGUGUCGUUGGUCCGCCCGUGAGGAUGGCUGUCCUUUUGCCGGUCCCACUUCGUUCGACUAGACCAGCAAUGGCGUGACGCAGGUGUCGUCCAGUUGCUCUAAGUGCCAUCUCCCUCGCUGUCCGUCGUUCCACCGACGCUAUCACUAGUAUUUCACCAUUUCUCCAUUAUCCUCCGACUCUAGUAGCAAAGUCGCAACAUGCAAGUAUCUGCUGAUCUCAACGCCACUUUUGAAAGCACCGUGACGCUCAAACGUCUGGGAUCGGCCCCAUUGCCUCAGACUGAGGUCUCCGUUACCGUCGUCAAGGCUCGAUCCAAGUCACUGACGCGCACAGCUCACCAUUGUACGGAGCCAGGCUGUGACCGCCACUUCAAUCGGAGAUACACGUUAAUCGAGCACAUGAAGGCCCACACGGGCGAGAAGCCGCAUGUGUGUCCGGUCAAGACCUGCGCCAAACGUUUCACUACGUCCGGGAACUUGUCGAGACACAAACGCCUCCACGGAUACAUUGAGCCGCUGCAGUGCCCCGUCGAGGGGUGUUUGAGCUCCUUUCCAAGCAACAACAAGCUCGAGAAGCACAUGAAGUUCCAUCUCGGGGGUGCCGUACAAGUGUGUACCGUCAACCACUGCGGCAAAACCUUCAGCACCGUUGGCAACCUGAACCGCCAUGUCAAGCACCAGCACAUGGACGAAGUCUCCACCGGAUCGUCGUCGUCGUCUGACUUCGAUGCAUCGAGCCCCACCAGUGCCGAAAACCAGUCAACAUCCUCCUACACGGCGCUCCUGCUCGAUAGCAGCAUGGAUGUCUCCCAGCCCCCUGCCAUUGACGUAUCUAGCCUACCACAAUUCACUCCCGAAGUGUGCGAAGAGUUCCAAGUGCCCCCUCUCAAUGUGUCGACAACAUGGCACUCGGACGAAAUGGUCGACGUCCUCACGGAUAUUUUCAAUGAGGCUGUGGACCAGCCAGACGAAGAGCCUGAGAGCUCCGAAAAUCACGGCAAGAUCAGUAUCCUCGACGAUAUGAUCAACUUCCAUGUCUCCCACUUGUCGUAAAGCAAAAGUGUCCGAGUAUUAGAUGUUCGAAACUACAGUAGUAAAUUUAAGUUAAUGAAGUGGAUUGCCAGCAAC
Phytophthora nicotianae INRA-310 is the source of this 1235-nucleotide messenger RNA. RefSeq lists its product as hypothetical. Gene Ontology annotation, cellular component: nucleus. NCBI's taxonomy places the organism in Eukaryota, Oomycota, Peronosporomycetes, Peronosporales, Peronosporaceae. Gene Ontology annotation, molecular function: DNA-binding transcription factor activity, RNA polymerase II-specific; RNA polymerase II cis-regulatory region sequence-specific DNA binding. Gene Ontology annotation, biological process: regulation of transcription by RNA polymerase II. The record is from RefSeq and is a predicted model, not a curated record. The transcript has a single exon. The coding region runs from base 306 to 1160 and encodes 284 amino acids.